GAAAACAAUCCGAAUGUUGUUCGAGAUACAAAUCCUGGAACAAAAAGAGCUCGAAAGGGAUUAAACACCAAAAAGUCUCAGAGGGAAUGUUUUGGGAAUUUCGCUAUAAAGAACCCUAGUGUUUGGGAUUCCCUUGCCUCAGGGUACGAUGCAUCAUGGGACGAACUAAAUAAGAUGCUGAAUGAUUUGGGACCUCCUCAGAAAGUCAAAGACGAUUGGAUCAAGAAUUUCAGAGAUUGGAUAUAUCAGUUGAAGCACAAGGAGAGAUCAGGCUGCAAAAGAAUUUUGAGUAACUUGGAGCAGAAAUCAUUGGCUGCUUUCGGGAAUAUAUCUUACGAAGGUGAUAGCACUAUUAAGGCACGGGGGAUACCGUCAAUUUCAAGUCACUCCCAGUUGACACCAUCAGCUUCUGGAUCAUUUUCGCCAGCAUGUAAUGGGUUUCCGGAAGAUCUUAUCGAGGAACUUCCAGACCCUCAAACUAUUGCAGAUGAAAUUCCCAGGAACAGUGAUGAUCAAGGAGGUGUUGGAAGACGCAGACCGCAAAAGAAACAAACUUUGGAUGUGCUCAUGAUCAUCGAACUGAACACCUCUCAAUUUCAUGUAAUUAUAAAGUGUGAAACAAGAGUUAAUAAUUUUUCCAGCUGUUGUAGGAUAAUAGUGUAGAGUUCUGUGUUUUAGAAGACAUCUAAAUUUCGACUUCAAAAUGCCGAAUGCGCGUUCAAUUACUUUCCUUCCUAGAUUAUGAAGUCUAUUAAAUUUGUGUUGAGCUCGUGUAGUAGGAUCAGCAUAUGGCGUGAAAAUAAAUGGCUCGAGAGGGUAUCCUCUGUCAGCUAAAAGGAUAAAUUCUUGACUAUUUAAUAGAUGAUUUCGAACAGGCGAUUUACUCCAAAGUCCACUAUCGUGAGUUGAGCCAGUAAUGAAGCAUUA
Molecule: messenger RNA, 927 nt
Organism: Phlebotomus papatasi
Lineage: Eukaryota; Metazoa; Arthropoda; Insecta; Diptera; Psychodidae
Exons: 3
Coding region: 175-663 (162 amino acids)
Source: RefSeq, a predicted model, not a curated record